Glycine soja is the source of this 1956-nucleotide messenger RNA. Its product is annotated as heavy metal-associated isoprenylated plant protein 45-like. Bases 1525 to 1800 code for a protein of 91 amino acids. Gene Ontology annotation, molecular function: metal ion binding. The record is from RefSeq and is a predicted model, not a curated record. Lineage: Eukaryota; Viridiplantae; Streptophyta; Magnoliopsida; Fabales; Fabaceae. The transcript is spliced from 3 exons.
CUAAUAUUGUUAAUAUUUCUUUGUAUUAAGUCAUUGAAAUCCAAAAAGAAAAGUAAAGCCAGUUAACUGAAACUAAUUUUAACUUAGUGCUUGACUCUUGGAACUUUGCUAAACGAGCUUCCUUGACUAGUACUAGCAGGUAACCAAAGUAUUGAGCAGAAGAGAAUCUUAUGAUAGACAUUGGAAGCAUUACAAUGAAGCAGUUGGGCCAGGAUCCUUUAGAGUUGGAAAUUAAUUGCAUGAAAGUUAUCAUCGAACGGUUUUUAACUUGUAUUUAUUUAAUUGUGUUAAAAUUUUAUUGUUACAUAAAAUUUUCUCUUGUAACGGGUGAGAUAGGCCCUCAAUGAAAAGUUACGUGAGAGAAACCUCGUAUACCGAGCAUCAACACCAAACUAAAUUAUGCCAAACUUGCUGCUUGGUCUGUUUAUAUUGUCUUUCUCAUUGUCUACAUAAUAGACGUUUCUAUUCCCUUUUUCUUUUCUGAUAUGUACUUCUUUUUCCUUGCUAAAUGUGCUCCACAUUGAAGCAAAUGAAAUACUAUAUGUCAGAUAGCAAGAAAAGAAUUGAUCCACUUUAUUCAUAUACCAUGCCUGCACAUAUUGCAGACUAAGCAUUUUAUUGUCCACUUUUUUGUUUCUCCCUAUUUGGCAAAUCCUCUCUCCUUACAUUACUAAUGAUAGAAAAUAGUUAAAUAUCAUUAAGGAAAAAUAAAAAAGACAUUGAAACAACAUUAACACCAAAUUGAAGAUAUAAUGUUAGCUUGGUGGAAAUGGGAGAAGGAAAGAGGAAAGUUAUUGUAGGUUCAAAUCCUCCACUAACAAAAUUAACAAUUAACAUUAAUACAAUGACAUUAACACCAAAUCUAAGCCGCAUAGAUAAAUAGAUUUUGUUUAAAGAACCUAUUUACAAUUUAUUCAAGUUUUCUUAUUAUAUAAGCAAUUGUGUAAGUAUUCAAUAUGAACAAUUUAAUAUGGUUAUGGACAGAUUCGAUAUAUAAGGUAUGUUUAAUGUGCCAGAUGUUCAACAUGCUGAAUGCUCUUGUCAUCAAAUCCAAGAGUUCUUUUGUCUGAUCUCUUUCUUUUUGGUUUCCUCUCUCUAUCUUAGUAAAAAACUUCGGUCAAAAGGGAAAAAAAGCCAUGUUGGACCUGUCAAAGCCAAUCAUUUCAAAUUCUCAUACACUCAUUGCUUUGCGUGGAUCCAAAACCUCGAGGCUUGUGUCGCAUAUUCUAAAGCUUAAUGUGCUUCUGUCCUGAAAAAGCUUAUGGUUUAGCCUUAUAUUACUAGUUUAAGCAACCAGCAGACUCAAAACCCCAGACAUUCCCCCACUUAAUGUUUCUUCUAACUUCAGUUGAUCUUGUCUGUGGUUUAACAUAUAAAUAUCCAUGUGUGUAUGUCUCUGUCUCAUUGAUUAACUCUCAUUUCAAUUGUUUUCAAAUCAUUCUGUCUCACUUUAUCCUUCACUCCUGCUCUGUCUUCCCUCUCCAAAUCAUCAUUCUGUAGCAUUAUUUCUUCUCAGCAGUUUCCAUGGAGGUUGUUGAGUUAAAAGUGGAGAUGGUUUGUAUACAUGAGAAAAGACUAAGGAAAUGCCUCUCAAAAUUAAAAGGGAUAGAAAAAGUGGAAGUGGAUACUAACUGCCAGAAAGUAGUAGUGACUGGAUACACACACAAGAACAAAAUCCUAAAAGCAGUUAGGAGAGGGGGUCUCAAAGCUGACUUCUGGUCUGCUCAGAAUGAGUUCCUUAAUGCUUAUGUCAGUUCCAAUUAUGCCAACUUUAGAUUCAACCCCUUCAACUUCUUCUAAAUAUGAGACAUUCUUUUCUUUUUUUUUGGGGGGGGGAGGGGGGUGGCGCUUUUUCUUUGGGCUUUUACAUCUCCUGUCCAGUGUGGGAUGAUAAAUUUAUGAGUGUUGCUAGGUGCACCCAGCAUUAUUGCUGGUGCACCCAGCAAAGCUAUUAAA